GUGGGCAAAGCAAGCGACUGGUUCAGUCUGCGAUACACAGUCGAAGCUGCAAGAUCGAUCCGCCGGAACAGCCGCCUGGUCCCUGUACCCGUGUGCCCAAGUUCAAGCCCCGUGCCUCCAAUCCCGAGUCAAUUGCCGGUGUUCGCUGCAAUUCCUGAGUGAAGUGAACGAUUUAUGGAAAUUUAUUGAUUGCCAUUCAGGCCGACAAGUGUGUGAAUAAAAAUAAAAAUAAAAACAAACAACUGAAUACCUUUAAAAUGGAAUACAAGCGACCAGCUCCGAUCCAGACAAUGCUGUUAAUUAUGAUAGUGCUCAUCGCCAGCUCGGGCAGCGUACACGGUCAGUCCUAUCUCUUCAGCCUGGAGAACUUCCUGAACGAGUCUUCCCGCCAGCAGCCCUAUAACCUCACCUCCUCAAACGGAACUUCGGAUGCGGACCUCUUUCCAGAUACCAUUACGAACAACACCCGGAUAAUUGUCUACAAGAACACCGUCGUCGAGUCAUCCAACGAUCUAUCCCAGACAGCAAUGGAUGUGAUCACAAUUGUGUGGUAUGUGGCCACCUUUCUGGCCCUGGCUGCCUUCUUUAUGUUAAUGGCCUGCUCGGACCGUCGCUGCCGUGACAUGCGUCGUCGUCCAGCUGGAGGACAGUCCACCGAGGGAUUGAGGGCGCCGCCAACCCCCUCACCAUCGUACAGUGAAUUCGCCCCACCCAGCUAUGAUACUGUCAUCAAAAUGCAGCAUGCGGCCAAGACGAGCGUGUUUGUUAUACCAUUCAACAGCAAGGGCGGUGAACUUAGUGCCCCGCCUGCCACACCGCCGCCGCCACCGACACCUGCAGUUACCUGUAGUGUAAUUACAGUUAAUGAACUGCAAAAGUCGGCCAACUAACCGAUAAGCAGCAGGUGACGACAUUGAGUUUCGACCUGAGUUUUUGCCAACCACCCAUCUCUGUGAUAUUUGCUGUUUUACGGCAGUUAGCCAAGUAUUUGUUGCCGUAGGAUUACCCUAAAAAAAGACUGACAAUGAAAGAUAUCUGUUUGUGCAUAUGCAUUCAAAUGCCAGUUCAACUGAAAUUAGAUGAAUAACUAAGUAAUAUAAUAAAUAAUAAAUAUAAAAAAAUGUAAAAGCA
Drosophila ananassae is the source of this 1131-nucleotide messenger RNA. RefSeq lists its product as uncharacterized. The coding region runs from base 258 to 890 and encodes 210 amino acids. Lineage: Eukaryota; Metazoa; Arthropoda; Insecta; Diptera; Drosophilidae. The record is from RefSeq and is a predicted model, not a curated record. The transcript is spliced from 3 exons.